AUGGCCCCCAAAAGCAAAGACUCACCCAUUCUAAUCGUCGGCGCCGGCGUCUUCGGCCUCAGCACGGCCCUCGACCUCCGCCAGCGCGGGUACUGCAACAUCACGGUCUUGGACCGCAUGACCCCACCCGUGCCCGACGGCAGCAGCAACGACAUCUCCCGCAUCGUCCGCAGCGAUUACUCCGACCCGUUCUACGCCGCCAUGGCGAAGGAAGCGCAGCAGCAGUGGCGCGAUGGCCCCUUCAAGCCGUACUACCACAACUCCGGCUUCGUGCUGACCUCUGAGGCGCAGGACGACCCGUUUCUGGAGAAGCUGAUGGGCGUGCAUGCUGGGCAGGGGCAGCGGUUUGAGACGUUUGCUGGCUCAGCGGAGUUGCGGAGCAUGUUUCCGGCCCUGGGCGGCAUCAAAGACGAUCUGUCUGGCUAUCUGAAUCCAAAUGCUGGGUGGGCUGAUGCCGCGGGCGCCAUUGGCGCACUGGCGAGCAGGUGUACCGAGCGCGGGGUGUCGCUCGUCACCGGCCCACGAGGCACAGUACAGUCACUGACAGUGCGCGACUCGCGCAUCGAGGGCGUCAAUGUAGCGACCGGGGAAUCCCUACAUGGAUCCCACGUGAUCCUCGCCACGGGCGCCUGGACGAACCGAUUCCUCGACCUCACGUACGCCAUGUCCUCGUCCGCCCACGCCGUCGGCUUCAUCCAACUCACGGCCGAGGAAGCGCGGCGCGUUGCCGACAUGCCCGUCCUGAUCAACAUGACGACCGGCUUCUUCGUCUUCCCGCCCACUCCUGGCACCCAUAUCCUCAAAGUCGCGCGCCACGGCCACGGCUUCGAGACCGAGGUUCGCGUAGAAGGGAAUGAACGCACCAUAUCUGCUCCCCAACGGGACGCUAACAAUGCGGCCUCCACGUUCAUUCCGGAGUCGGCGGACGAGCAUUUCCGGCAGGGCUUGAGGCAGAUUUUGCCCGAGUUUGCGGAUCGGCCGUGGAUGAGGCGGAGGCUGUGUUGGUAUACGGACACGCCGGAGGGGAAUUUCGUCGUGGACGAUCAUCCAAUGAUCCAGUCGCUUUUUAUUGCUGCGGGUGGUGCAGGACACGGCUUCAAGUUCCUUCCGGUGCUCGGCCGCUACAUUGCGGACUGUUUCGAAGGGAAAGCCACGGCCGAGGUGCGCGAGAAGUGGAGGCUGAGAAGUGAUCCCGGCGCCAGAGAGCCGCUGGUCUGUAAUGAUGGGAGCCGGCGUGGGCCGCAGAAGAGGCGGCUGGAGAGCUGGGAGCAGGCGAAGCUGUGA
Molecule: messenger RNA, 1284 nt
Organism: Cyphellophora europaea CBS 101466
Lineage: Eukaryota; Fungi; Ascomycota; Eurotiomycetes; Chaetothyriales; Cyphellophoraceae
Exons: 2
Coding region: 1-1284 (427 amino acids)
Molecular function (GO): sarcosine oxidase activity; L-pipecolate oxidase activity; flavin adenine dinucleotide binding
Source: RefSeq, a predicted model, not a curated record